Messenger RNA from Odontomachus brunneus, 2564 nucleotides. RefSeq names its product sodium-independent sulfate anion transporter. The transcript has 10 exons. Gene Ontology annotation, biological process: transmembrane transport. Bases 502 to 2409 code for a protein of 635 amino acids. Gene Ontology annotation, cellular component: membrane. NCBI's taxonomy places the organism in Eukaryota, Metazoa, Arthropoda, Insecta, Hymenoptera, Formicidae. Gene Ontology annotation, molecular function: sulfate transmembrane transporter activity. The record is from RefSeq and is a predicted model, not a curated record.
GUCGGCGUCGUUUCAUUGUUGCACUUGACAGUUCGCGUCGCUGUCAAAUAGCGGAGAAUGCCGGUCGUAGCGUCGGUGCUCGUGUGGAUUUGCGUUCGCCUCGAUACUGACGUAAUCCUGCGGCGCUUCGGGUAUUAUCUUCGCACAAGUAAUGUGUGAACGCUUCUUCGUUUCCUGAGCUGUGAAUGUCACGGCUAUAUUUCGACGGGUCAGCGUUCCACGACAUCGAUAGAGACAUAUUCCGGACGAUUCGGAAUAAGGUCAAGGGUCAGAUUGCGUUCGCUUCCCGGCGGAUCGGCGUGUUCAGAUGAUCCUCUCGUGUGACUGACUUUCGGCGGGGCAUUCAGCAGGCCCUUCAUGAGGCCGAUGGGUAGGAAACUUUUUCCACCAUGAAAGACGCCACGAACCUUGCACAGGUGCACGUCAUCUUCUGCGAGUCGUGACGCAGCUUGGCCUUUAAUUGGAGUGAAAUUCGACCGAAAGCUGACUUGACCCGGAAGAAUGGCGUGCGAGGCUGAGCGACGGAAAACGAGAGGCUGCGUCGAGCUUGUAGGUCGAUUUGCGUCCAAACGUAUGCCGAUUGUAGCGUGGCUACCGAGAUAUAACACCGAGAAGUUCCUCAGCGACGUUAUUGCCGGCGUCACGGUCGGUCUCACGGUUAUGCCGCAGGGACUCGCGUACGCAACACUGGCCGGCUUGGAGCCUCAGUAUGGCCUGUACUCGGCAUUCAUGGGGGCAAUGGUCUACGUGAUAUUUGGCUCCUGUAAGGACAUCACGAUCGGUCCUACCGCGCUCAUGGCGCUAAUGACGCACGAUUACGUGCAGGGGAGAAAUGCCGAUUUCGCCAUACUUCUCGCAUUCUUAUCCGGCUGCCUGCAAUUAUUAAUGGCAUGCUUGCGUUUAGGUGUUCUUAUAGACUUCAUCUCCAUACCAGUAACUGUGGGCUUCACGUCGGCGACGUCCGUUAUAAUCGUCGCCUCUCAACUGAAAGGCUUGUUAGGCCUGAAAAUCUCGUCGCAGGGAUUUCUGGACACUCUGGCCAAGGUGUUUGAAAACAUCAGCGACGCGAGUCUCUGGGACGCCACGAUGAGCUUCUCCUGCAUCGCGAUCCUGUUGUUCUUCAGGAAAAUGAAGGACAUCAAGCUAUACGCCGGCGGCAAAAAACCGAAGAGCUAUCAGCAUGUAAUCACGAAGACGAUAUGGCUGAUCUCCACGGCACGGAACGCUAUUAUCGUUAUCGUCUGCUCUGUCAUUGCUUACAAAUUUCACUCGCCCGAGUCUGAAUCUCCGUUCAUCCUGACCGGUCCCGUGAGAUCCGGUCUUCCGCCUCUCGGCCUGCCACCCUUCUCUACACGGGUGAACAAUCAGACCCUCACUUUCACACAAAUGUGUUCGGAACUGGGUACUUCCAUAGUGUUGGUGCCCAUAAUUGCCGUACUCGGCAACGUCGCCAUAGCCAAGGCUUUCGUGAACGGCGGCAAAGUAGACGCCACCCAGGAGCUACUGACCCUCGGCAUCUGCAAUGUUCUCGGGUCUUGCGCGAGCUCAAUGCCGGUCACAGGCUCGUUCAGUAGAUCGGCGGUGAAUCACGCGAGCGGUGUAAAGACGCCGAUGGGCGGACUGUACACCGGGAUCUUGAUCUUGCUGGCUCUCAGUUUGCUCACACCAUAUUUCUACUUUAUUCCAAAAGCUUCGUUGUCAGCCGUGAUUAUUUGCGCGGUGAUAUAUAUGAUCGAGUAUGAAGUUGUCAAGCUUAUGUGGAGAUCGAGCAAGAAGGAUCUCAUACCGAUGUUUGUUACUUUCUUGUUCUGUCUCGCUAUUGGCGUGGAAUAUGGUAUCUUGCUGGGAGUUGGCACAAAUUUGAUGUUUCUACUGUAUCCUUCCGCAAGGCCUACCGUUCAUGUCGAUAAACGCACAACUGAUCAGGGUGCCGAGUACUUAUUGGUCACUCCAGGAAACAGCCUGUACUUCCCAGCUGUCGAUUUUAUCAAGCAAUCAGUCGGCAAUGCUGGUAUAAAGCAAGGAUCUAGUCAAGUGCCGGUUAUCGUCGACUGCAGAUAUAUUUUAGGGGCAGAUUUUACAGCUGCUAAGGGUAUAAAAACGUUAAUUAACGAAUUUAGUAGCCGCAAGCAGGGUCUGUAUUUUUACAACCCACGAUCAGAUGUCGUUACCGUUCUGAAAGGUGCCUGCGGUGACGAGUUUCAGUACGUUUCUACUCAGGAAGAGCUCUCUUAUCUGUUAUCAACCAUUCAAGACAAAUCUUCGCAACAGCUUCUCGAUCAUACGCACGACAAGUCAUACGUACCUUUAACAUUAGGUAACUCAGAGAUGGUUCAUCGGAAUAUACGUGGUUCCUGCCAUGACCUCAGUGAGGUUACGAGUACCCUCCUGCACGCAACCGCGAGUUGAAAUUAAUAAAGCGAAUCGAUAUUCACACUCAUCAAAGUUCUCACGUCGUGAUAUUCUAUUUAUAUAAAGUAUGUGAAAAUGCGUAUCCCCUCUCUUAUUCAAUCUUAUAUACUUAUAUCGAUAUGAAAAUAAAGACGUUGAAGUUUUGUUAAACA